Messenger RNA from Mycena citricolor, 3658 nucleotides. The record is from the annotation of a GenBank genome assembly. Lineage: Eukaryota; Fungi; Basidiomycota; Agaricomycetes; Agaricales; Mycenaceae.
UUUUUGCCGCCCUUGCCUUUCUGCUCUGCUUGCAACAGAAGGACGCGAUGACCGUGCCGCUGCACUACUGGCUUGCGUCGUCGGGGGUCCACGUUUUUUUUUUGCAUCCUCCGGUGUCCUGACCCUAACCCUAUCUACUUGCCAAAUCCUAUUGCUUAAACCAUCAAUCAAAUGCGACGUUCCUGAAAUCAAUGCCUUGGCGUGCGCUCCCAUCCACCAACGUCCAUGAACACUCGCUAUCCCCACCCAUUCCAUGAGGACCCCGAGGAUGGGGAGACCGAGAGCGCGGGUGUCCCCGACCCCACGACGCUCGCUGAGCUGCGCAUGUGCAAGCUCUCUGCUCAGCUCCGCGAGAAGGACCGCUGGUGGGACAAGUGCUGGGACGAGAACAUCACGAGAAAGUGGACUGCGGAGGUGCAGGAGCAGCAGAAGGAUCUCGUCCGGUGGUCCAAGCUGUCCGAGCGCAUGGUCAACUACGUGAUUGAGGAGCUUCAAGCGGCCUCCAGGAUACGCGAGAAGACGGGUGGAGUCGAGCCUGGCCCUUUCGAUCGCGUCUACAUCUCUGACGGCCUCAUCGCGGAAGAGCUCACGGCACAACUCGCGGCGGCCGUGAAGCUGCUCGAAGACGUCCCAUCGAACGAGAAAGACUGGCACCCAGGCUCCGAGGAGCGCGUCCUUGACCUCGUUCACCCCUCAAUCUGUCCGCUGGUCUACGACGACUCGUGGGGCAGAUCCGACGAGGGCGUCCUCCAGCGCUUCGCGAUGCCGGCUCUCGAGUCCGACGACGUCGACGCGGUCUUCGUGUCCCCGCGCUUCCAGUGGCUGCCGUCCGAUUUCGCCGUCGACGACGCCGGCGCGGUCAAGCUCGUGUCUCCCUACAUCAACAACAUCCCCUCGCAGCACCAAGACGCGUUCGUGCCCGUGCUCGAGCGCAUCAUGGAACGCGCGCUGCCGCUGUGGGAAGGCGUGCUGACCGAGCUGCGCACACCCCCGCAGCCCCGGAUCGACCACGCCGCAGAAUGUGUCAUGGGCAGUGGAUACACUGAGGACAUCCCCUCCGAUGACGAGCUCACCGCGGAGCUGGCCAAGCGCGAGACAGAGCUCGAGCCGUUCCGGGAUUGGACGUAUCGUUACCUCCUGCGCGGCGAUCUCAAUCUGCCAGAGGCACCCGAGCAGUAUGUCGCGCGGCGCGGCGAUGUGGAGGCCGCGGAUCGGGUCUCGCUGCGCGGAAGCACGAUCCAGGUUAUCGUCAAGCUCGCCAACAUCGUCUUGACCCCCGAGAAUCCUAGUUAUCCGGGUGGAAUAUGGCACGUGGAAGGCAUGGCGAACGAAUCCAUCGUCUCCACGUUCAUCUAUUAUUACGAUACGGAUAACAUUGAGCCGUCCAGUCUGAGUUUCCGCCAGGCCACGUCGCAGCCUGAAUACCACGAACAGGACGACGCAGCGUGCAUGACCAUUUUGUACGGCAUUGACGCGCAGGAACCGUGUGUUCAGGUCCUAGGCGAAGUUCAGACCAAGGCGGGCCGAUGCAUCGCCUUCCCAAACAUCUAUCAACAUCUAGUCUCUCCAUUCUCGCUCGUCGACACGACAAAGCCAGGCACGCGCAAGAUCCUCGUCUUCUUCCUCGUCGAUCCCACGCGGCGCAUCGUCUCCGCCACAAACGUUCCUCCGCAGCAAGUCUGGGAGAUGAAACGGCUCCUCCGCGCGCAGGGCCCCCAGUCGCGGCUCUCGACCCUGCCCCUCGAGCUGGUCGAAUACAUCGCCACGCUCGUGCCAGGGGUCAAAACCCGCCAGGAAGCGAACGAGAUCCGCGAGGAGCUCAUGGGCGAGCGGACGAUCGUGGUCGAGAGCGUAGAUCGCGAGUAUUUCUCCAGGUCGUUCAACAUGUGCGAGCAUUGAGACAUAGAUGCGCGAUCUGUAGUGGGUAGAGUUAUUGGAUGUUAGAAAGACGGACUUCCGCGACAGCAUGAUACUUUCGUUCGGGAAAUUUCCUGGCAUGCACCACGUGCAUCGACUCUGAAACACCGCGGACUUGGGCCUGAUCCUCCAACACUUCUUGGAAAUUGAAUCAAUAUGUCGAGGACCGAGGUCCCGAGGUCAAAGCGCGAUCACAAAAGAAGCCUGCAACAAGCGACGUUUCAGAUCAUUUCAAUUCACGCAAACUAUUUUGAGUACACACGAAUCUAUCUGGUCUGUGAUCACUUGCUGUGCGCCUUUGUCCGCUCACGCACGGGGUCGAUGGGCCCAUUGUAGGAUCGAGACCAGGCAACAACAAAGCGAUGCGAUCAGGUCCAUUCUCGACUGGAAAUGGAGGCGCUGUGGCCCGGCAGUGACAAGACGGUGGAUGGGAUGAUCGGCUUUGAGGCUUGGAUGUGGGCGCUUGGGACCUGCCGCCUGUCACCUGCCCACCUAUUCCAACUUUGUUUCGAUCGUCCACAAGCGCGACAAUAAACUUGAUCAGCGGCUCUUCAACUGCCGUACCCUGAGAUCUUACUGGCGCAGUUUCUCGAGGUGGGAGAGAGACAGAGGUGGAGGGAGAUUUUCGACGCACCCUAUCAUGCAUUCAUUCAGCCACGCUGCAUUCUGGCACAGUGCACAAGAGGGGUAUACUCCGAGCGGUCCAUGGCUUGAGUGGCAUUUCAGCCUCGACCGAUCUCUCCUAUUGUACAGCCCAAACACGAUCGAUGAUCGACCAAAGCCUUGUCGGCUUCCCCUUGUCUUACACAGGCCUGUGCGCCAUCUCGUUGUCGAUGGGCCAGCCUCCGCAUCUAUAAAAGCGGGGUGCGCUCCGCCCAGUAUUCUCCACCCACCUCCCCACUCCCACAUCCACUCCAACCCACCCACCCCAACCAAACCAACCCACUCGCAAUGGACUCUUUCACCGCCACCGUCCCCACCAAGGUCGAGGAGACCGUCCUGCCCCCCGUCAACGAGGACGGCGGAAACGGCUCCAACGGCGGAUGCGUCGUCACCAAGGAGGACACCUCCCUCCCCCCCGUCAACGAGGACGGCGGCAACGGCUCCAACGGAGGCUGCAUCGUUGCCUAAAUGGUGCGCCAGCUUCUCUUUUUGCACUCUCUGAUUGGGGACUGACGACUUGGGCAGCAAUGCGCAACCUGCCCGAUAACGGUGCCCUCAAUCAGUUUUGGUUCAUUUCGUACGUGCGCUUCCUCAUAUCGCAUUCUACAGUGUUUUGACCUUCUUCCGCAGUUCUGGUUCGGCGUUUGAUUCGUUCGCGCCCAGUAUCUAUUCUUCGCUUUCUUCACUGGACAUUUGAUCCAGCUACCCAGUUAUUUCAGAAAACCAUUCAUAAAACCCACAUUGAAUACGCUGCCAAUCUCAUUAGAUAUAUGUACCCAGUACUUAUCUAAAUGUCAUCAACCUCGUUCCUUGCUUGCAUAGUUUUUCAUGCCCCAGUCCACGGCUUGGCUGGGAGCUGCAUCCCAACCCAGAUCGCAACCAGCGUCGUAGCCAUCAGCACGUAGUACACCAUCCACGGUCCGACGAAAUCGGCCUGCAUCGACAGCGAGAAGAGCGAGUUCGCCGCCGCGGGACCCACAGUCCGCAUCAGACUCACGGUCAGCUGACACAGUCCAUUCGUCGCGCCCAGCGAAGCGCGAUUCGGGGCUGCAGCAGAGAUGUAGAUGAAGACGGCGCC